AGCGCACGAGGCCACCAAAGCGCGGGGCACCACGCGUGACGUGAAGCAUGGCGACCGAGAAGAGCACACAACAAGCCAGUUCAGCACCGCUCACCCGACCAGCACCGCUUCCCACCGAUGACGAGGUGCUCCGGGGUAUGCUUAGCCGGCGCUACCAUUACGCCAAAGCGCACACGACCAGCACCUACCAGCACACCUUCCGCCGAAAGUCCCGCUGGGAGUUGAUCCGAUUGUCCCUGCUCAUCGUCGGCAUCGAGUGUACGUACGCGACGGAGACGGCCUUCGUGGCACCGAUCCUGUUGGCCAUCGGACUCCCGCACACACUGAUGACGAUGAUGUGGGCGAUGCCACCGAUCGUCGGUGUACUGUUUGUCCCGUUGGUCGCCUCGGUCAGCGAUCGGUUACGGUUCCGGUGGGGCCGCCGACGGCCCGUCCUGCUCCUGCUCGGUAUCGCGAUGCUACUCGGUAUGCUGCUGUUACCACACGGGCGCCAGAUCGGGCAAGCGGUCGGAUUGCAGACCGUCGCCUGGAUUGCCACCAUCACGACGAUCGGUCUUACGACGACCGACUUUGCGGCCGAAGCAUCGAAUGGCCUUUGCCGGACGUACGCGAUGGAAGUGUGCACGAUCCGCGAUCAGGCCCGGGUACUCAGUACGAUGAUGCUGAUCGGCGGAUUGGGCGGUAUGCUCGGUUAUCUGUUUGGUGCGAUCGAUUGGAGUGCACUCCCGAUUGGUGAGUACUUUGUGAGCAACGAGGCGGCCGUCUUCACGGCGAACUGGUUCGUGUUGCUCGUCGGGUUGGUCAGUACGUUGACGAGCUUCCCGGAGAUACCGUUGCCGGUGCAGGAAGCGGAUGAGCUGCUGCGUCCCGUGACACACCGGAUGUUGCAGCAUGAAGUGAAGCGACUGAAGGAGGGUGAUGGGACGGAACGGGUGCUCGUGACACCGGAGCAAACGGAGUCGAUCGGGUUCCGGAAGUUUGUGAGGAAUAUUGUGCAGAUGCCCAGAUCGAUGAAGCUGCUCUGCCUCACCCAGUUCCUGUCCCAUAUGGGGUACCUGCCGUACUGUUUGUAUUUUACGGAUUUCGUCGCAACGCAGGUGUACGAUGGUGACGUGCAGGCACCAACAGGGUCGCUGGAGCUGGUACGCUACGAGGAGGGCCUGCGGUUUGCCUGCUGGGGAAUGGCGCUGUUUGCGGCCUGUGCCUCACUUUACUCGCUCGUGAUAGAGCGGCUAAUCGAGCGGUUCGGUGCACGGGCCGUUUACGUUGCUGGAUUGACCGCACACUGUGUCGGCAUGCUGGCGAUGGCGUUCGUGCACGAACGGAGCAUCGUGCUGGUGUGCUGUGCCCUUACCGGCAUCAUGUACGCCACCAUCUACUCGAUCCCGUUCCUGCUGAUCUCGCACUAUCACUCCAAGAACUCGUUUGCGAUGGAGGAUGGCAAGUGCGUGGAAAGUGCGGAGGCGCGCGGUUUCGGUGCCGAUGUGUCGAUGAUGAGCAGCGUCCUCUGUUUGGCGCAGCUCAUCGUGUCGCUGGUGAUGGGCGCCCUGAUCGAUGCCGCCGGAACGACGACCGUCAUCAUCUUUACGGCGAGCGGCUGCACCCUGCUGGCGGCCAUCUCCGCGAUGAACCUUCUCUACAUGGAUCUCUGA
Anopheles aquasalis is the source of this 1652-nucleotide messenger RNA. RefSeq names its product proton-associated sugar transporter A-like. NCBI's taxonomy places the organism in Eukaryota, Metazoa, Arthropoda, Insecta, Diptera, Culicidae. Gene Ontology annotation, cellular component: membrane. Gene Ontology annotation, molecular function: sucrose:proton symporter activity. The record is from RefSeq and is a predicted model, not a curated record.